AUGGCUAUGCCUAGUGAUUUAUACCUGCACUACUACGUAGAGCACAAGGGCAAGUUUGGGCACGAGUUUCUGGAGUCUGAAUUUCAGCCAGACGGAAAGCUUAGAUAUGCCAACAAUUACAAAAAUGAUGUCAUGAUCAGAAAAGAGGUUUAUAUGCACAAGAGUUUAAUGGAAGAACUGAAGAGAAUUAUUGAUGACAGUGAAAUCAGAAAAGAAGAUGAUGCUUUGUGGCCUCCCCCUGACAGAGCUGGCCAACGUGAGCUUGGAGAUAAGCACAUAUCUUUUGCCACAUCAAAAAUAGGUUCUCUUAUUGACGUAAAUCAGUCAAAGGAUCCUGAAGGCCUUCGAGUAUUUUACUAUUUGGUACAAGACUUGAAAUGUUUAGUUUUCAGUCUCAUUGGAUUAUACUUCAAGAUUAAACCAAUUUAA
Rhinopithecus roxellana (golden snub-nosed monkey) is the source of this 429-nucleotide messenger RNA. Its product is annotated as protein mago nashi homolog 2-like. Bases 1 to 429 code for a protein of 142 amino acids. The transcript is spliced from 2 exons. The record is from RefSeq and is a predicted model, not a curated record. Gene Ontology annotation, biological process: RNA splicing. Gene Ontology annotation, cellular component: catalytic step 2 spliceosome; exon-exon junction complex; nucleus. NCBI's taxonomy places the organism in Eukaryota, Metazoa, Chordata, Mammalia, Primates, Cercopithecidae.